CUAGAAAUAGCAAAGGGUAUUUCCAAUCAAUGGCUUCUAAACAGGGAGAGAACAAUGCUAACUUAAGUUGAAAAAAUAUAAGAUAAUUCAAUUUAAAAGGAUGGAUAUUGAAGAUCGUCGGCGAUACUUUAUUGUAGGAUCAGUUAUUUUGGAGAUCGUUCAACCAUUGUUCAGAAGCAGACUAGAAAAUGAUUACAAGAGUAGAGGUCUGGGGUCUUUUCAAGCCUUUCUAAGCUCUCAACCAGUCAUACAUAUACUGUUUCACCUACGACACAGAAAUGCUAUUUGUUGUAAAGACAAAAUCAAUUGUUGUGACCACCAAAAACUUCCGCUGAUAUAUUGUCAAUGGAAUCUGCUGUACACCGAGAGUCCAGGACAACGUGGUCACAACUGCCAUUGCAAGUUCACAGCAAACCAAGUCCAGCUAAAUGAUCUUGAUAUAUCUUUAGCAGGUCUUAUAUUACUAAACUGCUGUAAUCUUGCACCAGCUGAUGACAAUGCUGUACAUAAAUUACGUCGCUACAAGAAUGAUUAUCUUAGCCACAACACAGAGGGUGAAAUAUCUGAGACGGAGUAUAAAAGCCUGUGGACAAACCUUACUAAUUUUGUCCUACAGUUAGAUCCCAAUAAGCGGAAUGACCUCAUCAGAAUAGAGAAUAGACCACUUGAUGAAGGACUGUGUAGCAAAUACAGUAUUGAUCUUUUGAAUAUUCAUAAGAAAUUGAAUGAGAUGGACACUCAGAUGCAAGAGAUAGGUUCUGAUGUGAAGGAAUUAUUGAUUUACCACAGAAACGAAGCAAUAUGUCAGUACUGCAAGAAAAAGUUGAAUGAACAAGGCAUUGGUGAAAGAAAAAUAAUUCCCUACAACCUUGGACAAGAUAUCUUCUAUCUUCAUCAUGAGAUUGAUCUGCAGUCAAUACUAAAUGAAAGACUGAUAACAUAUAUAUCAGAUGUAGUAAUGAUGGAUGAUGGUAGACUUGUGUUAUGUUUGUUCCUUCAGUGCAGACUACUGAUCUGUAACACAGAUGGAUCACAGGUAGACAGUAUACCAGUCAAGGAUGGUCCAUGUUAUGUUAUAGCUGUCAACAACUCUACAGUAGCUGUAACAGUUCAUAAAUCCUUCAAAUGUCAUUGUAUAGAGAUGUAUGAUAUAAACAAUAAACAUAAACUCAAAUCCAUAUCAGUGCCUGGAAUGAACAGUUACAGUGGCAUUACAAUGAUAAACAACAAGUUAGUAGUAGGUGGUGAAGAUGGACUACUGAUUUUUGAUCAUCAGACAGGAGAGACAAUACAGACAAUACAAACAGACUGCAAACCAGGAGGGAUACAUGCUUCUGUUGACAGAAUAAUUUUCAGGAGAAUCCAUAAUUUGUUUAGUAAUAACAGCAACAUAUACUGGUACAGCUUUACAGAUGACAACAUACACACAUUAACAUUACCAUCAAAACCAUAUUCAAUAACUACACUACAAGAUGGUAGUCUGUAUGUUCUCUGUGAUGAUGACUCUAUACAACAUGUAUCAUCUAAUGGAAAACAGUUCAAAACUUCAAAUAAAAAUCAAUCCCAAUUCUUCAAGGAUUGUUACUUCAUACAAUACAAUUUAAAACAGAGAAAAAUGAUCACAGGCAAUGCUGAUACUGGAAUUGUCCAGAUACUUCAAUGAAGUGUAUAAUUUGAAGUGAAAUCUUACAAUGGAAACAGAAACAUAUUGAUUUUAUUGUAAUAAGUGUAUUUCACCUGACCAUUUAAGCUAAAGAUAGGUUAACAACCUUAAUAAUUAGCUGUAAUUAACCUUGAACAUUAUUUUACAAUACAAUGCUUUGUAUGCACAAAAUUACAUUAUUUUCAUCAUAAGUUAUUUUAAAGAAACAAGGGCUAAAAUAAUUAAAAAAGAAAUACUGUUAUAAAAAUUAAUUCAUUAUAUUCAGGGUGAUAUUGAUAGCGAUAUAAAUUAACAGAGAAAAAUAAUUACGAAAAAGAAAUGUCAAUAGUACAGGGAUACCCAAUCCACUCUAUCAUAUUCUAUGUUUAAUGGACCGCAGAAAUGGGGGAAAAACUCUAAUUUGCCAUUAAAAUAAAAAAGAUCAUAUUAUAGGGAACAUACAUGUGUGUACUAAGUUUCAAGUUGAUUGGACUUCAAUUUCUCAAUCAAAAACUUUGACCUGAGGUGGGCAGAACGAACGCAAAGACCUGAAAACAUAAUGCCCAUCAAUGUGGCAUAAAAAUCUUCUUCAACUGUUCUUUUAUUUCAUUGUAAAAUGUAAUAUAUCUGUUUGGCAAGUCAACUCUGUCCCCCUUUUUAUUUAACUAAACUUUUCAACAGUAAAUUAUGAUUAAAGAAUACUUAAAACCAUUUUUGUCAAUUCAAAUUUUAGUGAAUAAUUUUUAUAGCUUUUAAGUUAAUUAAUAUAUUCUAAUUUUAUACAUUGACUAUUUAUAUGCCAAAUUUUAUCAGUUAUGCACCUUCAUGAUCAGCUGAACAAGUAGUCUAAACAAAUACAAUGUAUUCCUAACUGAUUUUGUUUCAGCAAUAUAUUUGAAUUAUUAAAACAUUCACAACUUUAAAAGCUAUAAUGGAAGUUUAGGCCUUAAAAUUCAUUUCCAUCUUGAUGUAAAAAAACAACAUUGACAUGUCCAAUCAAGUAACUUUAGAUGGUGCCACUCUUUAAUAUUUCAGUUUGCCCAAACCCUACCCAAAGGUAGAGACAGUGGGUAGGUAGGCGUUUUUAUUUUUGUUCAGCAAAGAGAAAUUAAAGUGUCAGACAUUUUUUUUAAUUUUUUUUAAUUUUUAUUAUUUUCAAGAUUUACAACAAGUACAUAACACAUCAAACAUACAUACAGUAAUAUUAGCAAUAGAUUUGAAUAAAUAUUUAUUAAUGACAAUAAACAUUGUUGUAAAUUUAUUUUUUUAUAUGAAGAAAAAAAAAGAAGCAGAAAAUACAGAAGUAAAUAUAAUUAGAGUUAAAUGUUUAUGUACCACUGUGCUUGCUGUGUGGCACUUGAGAAUUGUAAAGAAUUUUGUAUAAAUAAAAAAAAAGAAAAAGGAAUAAAAAAAAAGAAAAAGGAAUAAAAAAAAAAGGAAGAGGUUAAAAAAAAAAUAUCCCGUAAGAUUUUCAGUACAUAAUAAAUUGUGCUAUAAGAUACAAUAUUAUUUUAUGUUAGUUUUGACAAUAAAUAUAGAUUGUAAAAACAAAUGACCAAUUGAAUUAUGAAAAUAAUACUUUAAAUGCAUUCCACAUGGUAUCAAGGUGUUUUUGUCUCUUAUUUUUGACUGCCAUUAUUUUUUCUAGAUUGUACAUAUAUUUUAACUUUUCUUUAAUGGCACUGACUGAAAGAUCUUUUGAAAAACAUUUACUGUUGUAUAUAUACUGUUUCAUGUAUAGAAAAAUCAAAUUGUAUGGGUCACCUUUUCAAACUUUUGAUAUAUCUCCAGUGUCAGACAUUUUUAGUUUUCGUGCCUAUCUGAUUGAAAAAAAAAUUGUUCACUUCAGGACAAUAAAAAGUUUUGAGUAUGCAGCUGUUUCCUUGGUAGGGAAGGUUAGGGCAGAAAAACAUUUUAUUUGUUGGGGCCUGAUACUAUAUAUUUCAUCCUACUGAUCUUACCAUCAUGUUUCUUUUAAUAUGUUCACUCUGUUCCAACUUUGUUUUAUUUUCUUUCAGUUCAUCUAUCUUCAGUUGGACCUUCUUCUCUCUCUCUUCAAAAUCAACCUAAAAUCAAAAUGGAAAUUUUAAAUACAGUCAUAACUGCAACAGUAUGAUCAGGCAUAGCAUGAAAUUUGAAUGGUACUGCAGAGUACAAAAGAGAAUUAAAUAAUUUGUACAAAUAUGAUGAAAAGAAAAGUCUCAUUUAUUCCCCAAAUCAGUUUCAAAUUGAAAUUUAUAUUCUUCCUAUUAUUCUGACCUAUGAGCCCAUGCAUGCACUACCAUAUUUUCUUGCAAAUUGUCAUUUUUUUCAAUUUAUCAAUAAAUGCUUUUUAAAAAAUAAUUUAAAUGGUCUGGUUAAAUUCUCAUAUUUCUAAUUCCAAGUCACAUGAAGUACCUAUUAAUAUAGAUUUGACAUGAAGUAGACUUUGUCAAUAUCACAAAGGAAAAGGUCAUAUAAAGAAUUUGAAUUUUACAUCAAAUGCCCUUGCAACAAUUUAUGUAAAAAAUAUGCAUGAUAAUUUAAUACAAACUUUUAGGUUCUUUCCUUCAUUAACCAUGGUUUCCAGUUUGUUUCUAACACUUUCAAUAAAACUUCUGUAUUUUCCAUCUGUUAUUUCACAUCCACUAAAACCUAACAAGAAAGUACAACUUAUAUUAAACUGCUGAUCAUUUUGUGUGUGUGGGGGGGGAACAAUCUGCUAUGUAUAGUGUUUUAUGGAAUGUUGUUAGUCUUGUCUCUAUUAUGUUUUACUCUUGUUUUUUUGUUCCAUUGAAUUCAUUCAAAAUGUUUCAGUUGUUUGUACAUUAACUUAUUGAUAUCCCAUAUUCCAAAUAAAUACCCCCCUUUAUGUCAGUCAGCAGGGCCCCCCUUAUGAAAAGUUCUGAAUCAGUCACUGUAUAUUUUAUGUAUAUCAUCAUAAUUUUAAUACUCAAAUUUAUUUGUAAAUCUGACACAGAGAUGUGUAUAUAUUGUUUACACAAAUAUCCACUGUAUUUACUUUCUUGCAUUUUAUUUAUGUUAUUGUAUUAAUAUGUUCUUUUAUUUUAUAACCAUACAGAUAGUAAUAUACUAUUUCUGUUUAAAAGUGACUUAACUGUCCAUCCUAUCUGUAUAUCAAUCAAAUUAACAUCAAUAUGAAAGACAAACAAAAUUUCAAUUUUUCAAUUUAGAGCUAAAAAAUGUCUCUUGUCAUACCUUCUUUAAUGCCAAAAAUUAUUCAAAAUUAUUUUUUAUCUUUUCUUCCGAUGUACUUUUAUUAACAUGCCAAUGCAUGAGAACUGAUAUUUAAAGUCUCUUUUAUUUCCGAUUACCCUCUAUGAAAGAUAUUUAGACAAUAGGUUGAAUGAAUUAUCAGUUUUUGAUGUCACAAUAUUUUUUCUGAGAAGCUUCUAAUAAGAUUUAUUGACAUAUGUGUUAACUUACCUUCAAACUGGUACUUGUCAGCAAAUUGUUCUAUCAGUAUAUUUCUCUUUGUAAUAUUGUCAUCAUGGACCUGUGGCAUAAACAAUUGUAAAAUAAAAAUGUCAUUUAAAAUUGGUUAUGGGAAUCAUCAUUUACAUUUUGUUUUUAUUCAUCUAGUCUGAUUAUUUUGGUUGCUGUUGUAUUUUUUAAAAGAUAAAUUAUAAAAAUCUGAAGAUACCUUGCCUUGAACUUAAGAGUCAGUUUUUUGUACUCAUACUACAAAAUCAACCAAUCAAAAUUUUGGAUUUCAUGUUUCGUGCCUAAUUUUUGUGGUUGGAGCAAAGUUUUAUGACUUCAACCCCUGAAAAAUCAGUAAAAACUUGAUCAAACUACUAACAAAUCAUAUUUUUGUUUACUUCAUUUGUACAAUAAUUGCGUUAGGAUUCAUGUGUGUGCUUUGACAAUAAAAUGGCUGAUUG
Messenger RNA from Mytilus trossulus (common blue mussel), 5526 nucleotides. RefSeq lists its product as uncharacterized. Gene Ontology annotation, molecular function: protein binding. The record is from RefSeq and is a predicted model, not a curated record. Bases 101 to 1663 code for a protein of 520 amino acids. The transcript has 5 exons. NCBI's taxonomy places the organism in Eukaryota, Metazoa, Mollusca, Bivalvia, Mytilida, Mytilidae.